Macroventuria anomochaeta is the source of this 856-nucleotide messenger RNA. Its product is annotated as FabD/lysophospholipase-like protein. The record is from RefSeq and is a predicted model, not a curated record. Gene Ontology annotation, biological process: arachidonate metabolic process. The transcript has 4 exons. Lineage: Eukaryota; Fungi; Ascomycota; Dothideomycetes; Pleosporales; Didymellaceae. The coding region runs from base 17 to 856 and encodes 279 amino acids. Gene Ontology annotation, cellular component: membrane.
GUGAAGCGCUGUCGUCAUGUUGCUUGGCAGGCUGAGAGUCUGCCUCUCAACAACCUUCUUUACUUUGUCGUUGUUACUCCGCUUCGAUCUUUUCGUGGUUUUCCUUACAGAGCAUCCAUGCAACGCGUAUCAGAGCGAGACCCAUCUGAGAACACAGCACGGCGAGGAGUUGUGUUUGCUUGCCUUGGACGGCGGUGGUGUUCGCAGGCUGUCCUCACUUUGUAUUCUCGACGAGUUGAUGCGCAAAGCCGACAACGAAAACCCGCCCAACCCCUAUGAUUAUUUUGACUUGAUAGGCGGUACCAGCACCGGCGGUCUGAUCGCCGUUAUGCUUGGCCGUCUCGGAAUGACCAUCGACGAAUGCCGCCAUGCAUACCUCGACCUUGCUGCUGAAGCAUUCGAGCUUAAGAACCACCCAGCGAAGCCCAUGUGGGGUAUCCCAUGGAAGUGGGAGCUCAAUGCGCGAUUCAACACAGAGGCUUUGGAAUGCGGCAUGAAGAGGAUUAUCCGUAGGGCAUUAAGACGAGAUCCCGCAAUUGAGAUGCUGUUGGAUACAGAACUUGAGAACGCGUUGCUCAAGGACAACCAGGUCGAAGUGCAAAGUGGAUCCGGGACGUGGCCAAAAUCCUCCAGGAAGCGUCUCACGGAGCACGCAACAGCUGUUGCGAGAUUCGCAAGCCUGAACCGUCCAUCCACUUCAGAAUCGUGCCAGACCACCACAUGGCUCGAGAACAUGCCUCAGGUUCGAACCUGGACUCACGAGGCCUUCAAUCCACUCUGCUAUCUUGAUAGGUCGGAAUCUCAAAUGAGCAACUAUGAGAAAAGUAGGGGGCGCAUACGUGAUGUGGGUAUCUAA